Messenger RNA from Saprolegnia parasitica CBS 223.65, 2425 nucleotides. RefSeq lists its product as hypothetical. The record is from RefSeq and is a predicted model, not a curated record. Lineage: Eukaryota; Oomycota; Saprolegniomycetes; Saprolegniales; Saprolegniaceae. The coding region runs from base 14 to 2362 and encodes 782 amino acids. Gene Ontology annotation, molecular function: ATP binding; microtubule motor activity; microtubule binding. Gene Ontology annotation, biological process: microtubule-based movement; mitotic spindle organization. The transcript is spliced from 16 exons.
UCUUAUUGGUGCAAUGGCGGACGACGAGUCGAGCAGCGUGCACGAUGGUGAGCCGCAGGACGCGCUGGACGCCCCGGGCGAGGCACCGACCGACAACAACAUCAAGAUCUUCCUUCGCAUCAAGCCCUCCAAGAAGGCGUCGGGCUUCUUUACGUGGGAAGAAGACACAAAUGGGAUGGAGUACAACAUUCCCAAGGAUGUGGCGUCCGGCCUCAUCAACAACUCGCGCACCAACUACAAGUUCAAGUUUGACGGGCUCAUUGGGAUGACGGCCAAGCAAGAAGAAGUGUUUGACCGCAUCGGCCGGCCGUGCGUCGAAAAUGCGCUGUCGGGCUUCAACUCGACUAUCUUUGCGUACGGCCAGACCGGGUCGGGGAAGACCUUUACCAUCACGGGCGGCGCCGAGCGCUACGACGACCGCGGUAUCAUUCCGCGCAGUCUCUCGCUCAUUUUCGAAAAGAUGAAAAAGCACCCGGAAUGUCAAAUUUCGGCCUUCAUUUCGUACCUCGAGAUUUACAACAAUCAAGGCUACGACUUGCUCAACGAAGACCACCAAAACACCAAAGCCAUUGAAGAUUUGCCAAAGGUGAGCAUGCUGGAAGACGAAGACGGUAACUGCCACCUUCGCAACCUCUCGAUGCACCGCGUCGCGACCGAGGAGGACGCGCUCAAUUUGCUCUUUCUCGGCGACACGAACCGCGCCGUGAGCGAGACGUCCAUGAACUUGGAGUCGUCGCGGUCGCACUGCAUCUUUACCGUCUCCCUCGAGUCGCGCAAGGCGGGCAGCGAGGUCAUUUUGCGCUCCAAGCUCCACAUGGUCGACCUCGCCGGCUCGGAGCGGGCGCACAAGACGGGCGCGAAAGGCAAGGUGCUGCGCGAAGCCGCGUACAUCAACACGUCGCUGCACUACCUCGAAAUGGUCAUCGUCGCGCUCCACGAGAAGAACACCAAGGGCCGGACGCACAUUCCAUACCGCAACUCGAUGAUGACAUCGGUGCUACGCGACAGCUUGGGCGGCAACUGCAAGACGGUCAUGGUCGCGACGGCGAGCGCCGAGAAAGAACAGACAGACGAGUCGCUCUCGACGUGCCGGUUCGCCCAGCGCGUCGCACGCGUCCGAAACGACGCGCACUUGAACGAAGAAGUGGACCCGGCGAUCGUGAUCCGCCGCCUCAAAGCUCAGAUCGUCGAGCUCCAGGAAGAAAUCGUGCUCCUCAAGGGCGAGCCCGUACGCGACGAGCUCAAAGAGUACGAGAUGGACAAACUCCGGCAAAAGUGUUUGGACUAUGCCAACAACCGCGAUCUUGACGCACAUUUGGCGAUGGGUGACAUUACGUACAUCAAGAUGAAGGCAUGCUUUGCCUUCUUGAAGAGCUUUUAUCUGGACGGCGUGGGCGACGGAGCGCCGCGCCCGCAAGCGACGAGCCAUUCCAGCAGCAAUAGCAGCAACAACAACCACGUCCACGAAGACCGAGGGGAUGGACCGUCUCAUGCGCGCAUUAUCGAGCUCGAAGAGACGCUGCAGCAGCGCGACAAUGAAAUCGCCAUCCUUGUUGGGAUGCUCAAAAAGGUACGACGAGUUCCAAUGGGUUUAGGGAGGGAACAGUGUGCAGGUGGCCGACGUUCUCAAGACCGUCGCGUCCAAGCCGCCCGUGGCCCCCCAGGCGCCCCCGCCGCCCCCAAUGGCUUUCAGGUCAAAAUUGAUGCCGCCUCUCUCGACGACCCUGCCAAGGCCUUUGAAGUUUUUCGCGACCAGUACCCGAAAAAUGAUGUCAUUCGCGAAAACAAACAAUUGCUCAAGAAAAAGUACGACGAGGCCAAAGCGCUCGCGCAAAACGUCAAUGACGCGCGGGGCGUCAUCAAGGAGCACAUGGCGACGGUCGAGAAGCUCCGCAAGACCAAGGCCCUCGAGUCGCUCACAAGUGGCGACGAAACAACGGCCGCUUCGGACGAAGAGACGGCGCUGGUCGCCAAGAUUGACGCCAAGAAAGCCGAGUACAAGACGGGCUUCAACACACUCAACGACCUCAAGAAGGAGAUCCAGCACAUUCAAAAGCUACUGGAAAUGAGUCGCAUCAAGCUCCAGAAGGACUUUGACUUGUGGUACCAGAGCCAAGGCAAAGGGCAUUUGCUCACCGAGAACCUCGUGCACAAGGCAUCGACGACGGGACUCAAGCCGGCAGUCGACGAGUCACCUGCUAAGCCGGCACCCAAGGCGGCGUGGCCACCGUCGCCACGCACGCCCAGCAGCAACCAGCCCAAGGACGCCGUUCCUACCACCGGCAUCCAGGAGGUCGAUAAGGACGUCUCGGGCUUUUAUGAAGCGCUCGAUAUCCUCAAGCGCCGCAACAGCCGCAAGUAGACACGUGUCCAGUGUAGCUGUCUGUACUACGUUAUCCUAAAGUGUACUACAUCUAGACGUCGU